GUUCGCCCAAUUAGGAAACUUAAUUAUAGUGAGCUUUUAACAUCUUUCCAUCACUCUUUGUCCACUAUAAUUGCUAAAUAACUGCCUUUAAGUAAUUGGAUAUGAUGCGAAUUAGGAGUGUCGGAGUGUCGGGUCGGAUCAGUACCAUUAGUUACCGUUCUGUCCGAUUUCAUUCAUCUCAUAAUCCAAAAGCUACAUCAUUAUCAGCUGAUGAAAUGGCCCAUUUUAAUGCUUUAGCUUCAAGUUGGUGGGAUGUUAAUGGACCUCAAAGAAUAUUACAUAAGAUGAAUUUAUUAAGAAUGGAUUUCAUUCAUAGUACAAUUCGAAAUCAUAUUAAAUUGAAUGGACCAGAAGUCCCCGUAGAUGAACAAAUUUAUAUUCCACCAUUUAAUGUGGAUUUAUUACCUAAACCUAUAAGAAAUACUAUAAUUAAAGAACAAGAUGAUAAACGAGAUUCAAUAUUAAAUCAAGUUAAAUGGAAGGUUUUAGAUAUUGGUUGUGGAGGUGGGAUUCUUAGUGAAUCAUUGGCUCGUUUAAGCUUUAUUGAUAAUGUUAAGGGAAUUGAUUUAUCUAAAGAUGUAUUAGAAGCUGCAAAGCUUCAUAAAUUGAAGGAUCCUUUACUUAAUGAUAAUAAACUUAAUUAUGAAUUGAUGGCAAUUGAGGAUGUACCAGCUUCUGAAAAGUAUGAUAUAGUAACGAUGUUUGAAAUGUUGGAACAUGUAGAUCACCCAUCGAAAGUAUUGGUUGAAGCACUUAAAAGAGUUGAAAGGGGUGGUUGGGUAUUUAUAUCUACAAUCAAUAGAGACUUUAUAAGUUGGUUUACAACUAUCUUUAUGGGUGAACAUAUAUUAAAGAUUGUGCCUGUAGGUACUCAUACAUUAGAGAAGUAUAUUAAUCAAUCAGAAAUUAGACAAUGGUUUGAUGAGAGGAAAGAUUCAUUUAAGGUAGUAGAUGCUAAGGGUUGUAUCUAUUUACCAGCUUACGGAUGGAAAUUCACUUCUUCACCAGAUGUGGGCAAUUACUUUAUGGCAAUUCAAAGAAUUAAAUAAAUGAAUUAGUACUUACCUGUAAAUAUAACACUUCAAAAAUAGACA
Molecule: messenger RNA, 1094 nt
Organism: Scheffersomyces amazonensis
Lineage: Eukaryota; Fungi; Ascomycota; Pichiomycetes; Serinales; Debaryomycetaceae
Gene: COQ3
Product: hexaprenyldihydroxybenzoate methyltransferase
Exons: 1
Coding region: 102-1049 (315 amino acids)
Biological process (GO): ubiquinone biosynthetic process
Cellular component (GO): mitochondrion
Molecular function (GO): 2-methoxy-6-polyprenyl-1,4-benzoquinol methyltransferase activity
Source: RefSeq, a predicted model, not a curated record